Capsella rubella is the source of this 2339-nucleotide messenger RNA. RefSeq lists its product as uncharacterized. The transcript is spliced from 3 exons. NCBI's taxonomy places the organism in Eukaryota, Viridiplantae, Streptophyta, Magnoliopsida, Brassicales, Brassicaceae. Gene Ontology annotation, biological process: asymmetric cell division. The record is from RefSeq and is a predicted model, not a curated record. Bases 458 to 2173 code for a protein of 571 amino acids.
AGCUCGUACGGCUUCUUCAAUAACUUGCCGGCCUAUGAAGAUCAUUUCCUUCCUUUAAUCUCCUCCAGUUUAUUCUUCAAUAACUUGCUCUUUUCUUCCUUAUUUCUUUGAUUACUGCUCAUCACCUUCUCUCUGAUGGAAAGUUCCAUGCUUUUUCUGGGGUUCUCCAAUUGAUAUUGCUGAGUACUUCGAUUUCCGCAUUAGGUUUUUCUUUUGGGGUUUCUGAGUUUUCCUGUGGAAGUUUGAGAAUUUGGGUUUCUUCUCUUAUAGGUGUGGUAGCUGUUAUGUUUAUUAUAGCGUCUUUCUUCGUAAUCGAAAGGCUCAGCAUUUUCUUCUAAAGCUGGAGUGAGUCCGUUUGAUUCGUAUGAAAUGUUUUCGAUGAGGUCGAAUCUUUGUGGAGCUGGAUUGGAUAGGAUCCAAGUGCUCUCUUGAUUGUUGACGACAAAGAGAGAAGAAAAUGGAUCUAUGGUUAAUCGCAGCUACUGCUGCUACAGGAUAUGUAACCAAACAUUUGCAAAAUGUAUCAAAAGGUGAAUCGUCUUCUAAAGAUUUGACUAAUGUGAAGCUAGAAUCUCCGAGAAGUUUGGCUAGUCAAUUGGCAAGAGUCAAGGAAUCAAACGAAGAAAACUUUGAGGCUUGCCUAAAUGGGGAAACUUUGGAUAUUUCUGAAUGUGGCAAUGUAUUUGAAGUGCAAGUAGCUUCGAGUAAUGAGGAGUAUUUUGGAAGUAAUGAUAAGAUUCCGACAGGUUCUUUUGGGAACAGAGCGUUUCUUAGGAGAAAUCAGCGUCAUAUCAAGCCUUUUUCUAUGGAGAAGACCGUAAUGUCUCGGUUACAUAGAGAGAAAUUCUCCGUGGAGGAAUAUAUGCAUAGCUCGUUUCCAUCACCUUGUGGUUCAGUUUUGAGGCCCUUGCUUGUUACUGAUGGUAGAAAAGUGAUUAGCAACAACACUAAAGAUUCUAUUAGCCAGCAUGUUCCGGAAUGCGGGAUUCCUCAGCUUAGGAAGUUGGAAUCUUCAGUUCUUUAUGCUAAGAGGGGAGUUGGAAAUGCAAAAAGUGCUAGUAGAAGAUCGGAUUAUGGGAUUGGAUCAGAUGAUGCAGUGAUGCUGCUAUGCGUUGGGAUUUCAAUUGGGAUAAUGUCAGCAUUUGUAGCAAACCAAACCGAACUAAACAAGGUCAGAGUAGAGUCAAAGCGGACAGAUAAUUUGGUAAAGGAUUUAGAAGAUGAGCUUGAGACAAAAGACUCAUUGACAGUGAAAGAUGAUUUACACAGUGGUGAUGGAAAGACAGCAGAGAAAUCAGAAUCUAUAAGUAAAAUUGAAGCAGAACUUGAAGCUGAACUUGAAAGGCUGGAGAUCAACAUAAGUACUUCCAACAUUGAGACAAAAUUCUCAGAUAUCUUUGAGCUGGAGCCAGAUUUUGAAGAAGAAUUUGCGCAGGGCGAGCUGAGAGAUGAUCUGGUUGAAAGGCAGUGUUUUGGUGAAACUGAGACCAACCAGGAAUGGAGUGGCAACUCCACACCUGCAUCAGGAAACUAUAUUGUCUCACCUCGGGAGUUAAGUUUGCGUCUGCUCGGAGUUAUCAAUUCACGGUAUGAAAGACGGAUAAAAGAACUUGAGAUUGCUUUACAAGAGAGCGAGAGGAAAUUGGAACAGCUGGUCAUGGAAGCAGAGGAAAAGAAGAGACCAUUGAUAAGGACUUGGGAAAGCCAUGAAGUGAUGAAUUACAAGAGAGACUCGAAUAUUCCAGUUUGUGGAGAGAAGAAGCAUAGUCCUGCAGAAAUCCAACCUCUGGUUAUGAAUUUAGCAGGGGGAGCACUUGAUGCAUUCAACGAAUCUUACGAGGAACUGAUGGAUAUAAACGAUUAUUUAGAAGAAGAUGAUUUACAAUGUGAGAUGCAGGAGACUGAGCGACAAGAGGAACUGUCUUUGACAAGCAAAAGCUCACCUUGGAGCCAUAAAGAUUACAGAAAGGGUUCCUCAAGAACUUCAGAGGAUGUGAAUUUCUCCAGGCUGCAAGAUCUACUUGGUGUGAGCGACGAAGAAGAAGAAGAAGAAGAUGAGAUAGAGAAGCAUCUGAUAAAACAGAUUGUUGAGAAAACAAAACAAGGGUCUUCUGCUGUGUUCAAUGCCCAGAAGAUGCUGUUUCUCAUGGAAGAUAUAGAACAGCAUCGAUAGACAAAAUAAAGCAUACUUCAAAUUCUCAUUGUUUCUGUGGAAAUUAUACACGUCUCUAGUUAGUUGGUGUGUGUAUGUGUAUAUAUGUAAAAGAUUGGUACAACUUAUGAUGUCAGAUCCAAACAAACUGGAAAAAGGGAAGAAGAAAAAAAGUAUUUUUGUCCAA